AUGCAGAGACAGCUUAGCAACGUCAGCAUACACUCUUACCAGGAGUACCAGCCCAGCAGGAAAUAUGGGCCGCAGUAUGAGCCGGGUGGGUACGCAACGGCAGUGCAGCAACGUACCAAUAUGAAACAAAGGGAAGACGCUCUGAAAUUUGAGCAGGGACGCAUCAGGGCCCUGCAAGAAGAGAGACAACACAUACAGAAGAAGACUUUCACGAAAUGGGUCAAUUCAUUCCUACAGAAGGCGAGGAUGGAAGUGGAGGAUCUAUUCGUGGACCUCGCAGACGGGCGUCGCCUGCUCAAACUCCUUGAGAUCAUCAGCGGCGAAAGACUGCCUCGUCCCAACUCAGGCAGAAUGAGAGUCCACAAGAUAGAGAAUGUCAACAAAUCUCUAAGCUUCCUACACACCAAGGUCCGCCUGGAAUCCAUCGGUGCUGAGGACAUAGUGGACUGCAACCCUCGCCUCAUCCUGGGUCUCAUCUGGACCAUCAUCCUGCGCUUCCAGAUCCAGGAGAUUGAGAUCGAUGUGGAUGAAGAGAAUGUAUCAUCGGAGAAGAAAUCAGCCAAGGAUGCUCUCCUGCUAUGGUGUCAGCGGAAGACCAGUGGCUACCACGGCGUCCACAUACACAAUUUCACAGACUCCUGGAGAUCUGGACUUGGAUUUAACGCUCUUAUACACGCUCACAGACCGGAUUUGUUCCGCUGGUCCGAACUGCCGACUUCCGACCACGUGGAGACUCUCAACCAUGCCUUCGACGUAGCUCACACACACCUUGGGAUACCGAAGCUAUUGGAUGCUGAAGACGUUGACACUACACGUCCCGACGAGCGUUCCGUGAUGACAUACGUGGCCAGCUACUACCACACCUUCGCCAGGAUGAAGAACGAACAGAAGAGCGGCCGCAGGAUCGCUAAUAUAAUCGGCCAGCUGAUGGACUGCGACGGUCGCAAGGCGGAGUACAGCCGCCUAGUGAGCGCGCUGCUAGAGUGGAUCCGCCUCAAGAUACACGAGCUGAACUGCCGCGACCUGCCCAACUCGCUGGACGGCAUACAGAGGCUGCUGCUGGCCUUCAAGCAGUACAGGACCGUCGAGAAACCGCCCAAGUAUAAAGAACGUUCUGAAAUCGAAGCCUUGUACUUUGACAUCAACACGAUGCAGAAGAGUUUAGUAGGAGAACCCUGGGCCCCGCUGGAGGGACAGCUGCCUCAAGACCUGCAGCGAGCCUGGCAACAGCUGGAACAGGCGGAACAUUCCCGGGAGCUGGCUCUUCGCACUGAACUAUUAAGACAGGAGAGACUUGAACAACUGGCUUACAAGUUCCAUACUAAGUCUGUUCUCCGUAAGGGGUACCUAAAGGAGAUGAUUCAAGUGCUGUCCGACCCCCGCUACGGGUCCAACGUGGCGCAGGUCGACGCUACAGUCAAGAAACAUGAAGCUAUAUCAGCUGAUAUACUCGCCAGAACCGAGCGUUUCGAAGAUCUAUCAGCUAUGGCUGCAGAAUUAGUUAAGGAGAAGUACCACGGAGCGGAGAGUGUGUCUCAUACAGAACAAGCAGUGCUAGCCAGGUGGAAGGAACUAUUGGCUCUGUUGGAGAGACACCGCGCGGCGCUGGCUACACUGGCGCAGAUGGUGGCGCUCCUGAGAGAGGCUGAGGCUGUGGGGCACACGCUGCAGGAGAUGAAGGCUCAAUUCCAAUCUGAGGAGGUUGGCAGACACCUGGUGGAUGUAGAGCGUCUGCUGCAGGCGCACGCCCUCCAGGAGUUACAACUAGGAGCUCUGGAUGACACUAUCAAGAGGCUGGCGAGGGCGGGCGCGGGAGACCACGCCUCCGCCGCCCAGCUAAGAGGCGCCCUAGACUCACUGGCUGAUGAUUACACCGGCCUGGUCGCAGCCGCUAAGGACCGCAAGGCGAGGCUCGAGGAUGCGAGGAAUCUGUACCAGUUCCUCGAAGAUCAUGAGGAGGAAGAAGGCUGGGUGAUAGAGAAGCAGCGCAUCUGCCGGGCGGAGGUCGCUGCUAAGGAUCUGCGGGCCGUGAUGGCGCUGAGACAGAAACACACGGCGCUUUUACACGAACUACGGGCCCGGGACCUUGUGGCGCAGAGACACAGGGGCAAGGGACAGAGUCUAAUAGAAUCAAAGCACCCUAAGAGCGGUGAGAUCGAGCGUCGCCUGGCGUCUCUAUCCCAGCAGUGGGACGUGCUACGGCAACUGGCUACCGACAGGGAAAAGCAGCUAGCUGAUGCUGCAGAGGCGCACCAGUUCUACGGCGACGCAAACGAAGCGGAGUCCUGGAUGCGAGAGAAGCGCGCUCUGGUGGCGUCUUCAGACUGCGGGCGGGACGCGGCGGGCGCGGCCGCUUUACUGGCCCGACAGCGCGUUUUACACGACGAACUACGCGCGCACGGGGCCGAGCUGCGCGCGCUAGCGGCCGCCGCUGAUAGGCUCACUAACAACGGGAUACAUACGCUACAGCUGCCGAUGGAAGUAGAGUCCGUUUCAGGCGAGCAGGAAGAUGAGUGGUCGAGCGAGUCACGUCUGGUGCCGGCCGAGGUGUGGGAGGAAGAACCUGUAGAAAGGCUGGAACACAGGACAGUCACCGAGCAGAGGAGCGUGCCUCAGGUGAAAGCUCUGUACGCGUUCAGCGGGCAGGGAAUUUCAAUGGCGAAGGGCGAGGUUAUGUUCCUCAUUAGCAAGACCAAUCCCGACUGGUGGUCCGUGCGUAAGGCAGAUAGGACGGACGGAUUCGUACCCGCGAACUACGUCAGGGAAAUAGAACCGAGAGUUGUACCGGUCCAGGUCCGCCGUCCGGAGAAGGUGCGCACAGUCCAGCGUGUCAAGAAGACCGUGCUAGUGAAGCAGGUCGUGCAGGUCAGGAGGACGCCCGCCAGGAGGACCAGGCUGCCUCCGCCUGACAGACACCCGCCCGUGCAGCAGAGGAUGGAACACAUACAGCUGGAGUAUGAGGAGCUGCUCAAGCUGUCCGAGGCGCGUCGUCUGCAGCUGGAGGACGCUAUCAAGCUGUACAGCUUCUUCGCGGAGUGCGACGACUUCGACAAGUGGAUCAGAGACAAGGAGAAGAUGUUGAGGACGGACGAGCCGCAGGAGAGUGUGGACAACGCUAAGAGGAUGUAUGAGAAAUUCGUAACGGACCUGUCAGCGGCUUCCAAACGCCUGGAGAGUAUCGACGCAGCGGCUGAGGAGCUGGUGGCAGCUGAGCACGGGCAGGCGGCGCGAGCUGCUGCGAGGAGGCAGCAGCUGCGGCAGCAGUGGGACCGGCUGCUGCGGCUCAAGCAGCAGAAGGAGAAGAGUCUGGAGGGAGCCUCCAGUGUGGAGCUCUUCAACCGCACCUGUGAUGAAGCGCUAGAAUGGAUGUCAGAGAAGGAACGCCAGCUAGCCGACGGCAGCGCCAGCGCAGCGGACCUAAGAACCGUUAGAGCGCUGCAGCGGAGACACGCACAGCUUGAGAGAGAGCUGCAGCCGCUGAGAGAUAGACUACACACUGUGACCCUACUUGCUGAUUCGGUCAAGUCCCAGUAUCCAUCGGAGAGGUCCAACGUCGAGGCCCGUCAGAGACAGCUGUGUUCGUCGUGGGAGCGUUGCGAGGCCCAGGCCGCGGAGCGCCGGGCCCGACUUGAGAGUGCUGUGGGACACCAGGUGUUUGCUAACGGAGCUAGCCAGCUGCAGGAUUGGAUCCAGAAAAUCCGCUCUCAAGUAUCAUCGGAGGUGCGCGCCAGUGACGUAGCGACCGCCGAGUCUCUGUUGAAGGACCACCAGGAUCUGCUAGACGACAUCAAAGCGCAUAAUGAUGAGUUCAAAGAGGUCAUCAACCUGGGUCAACAGCUGGUGGCGACCAAUCCAGCUCUUACAGACGUGGCAGAGACGGUCAAGCUGCUACAGCUGGAACAAGAUGCUGUCAUGAAAGAGUGGCAGUCCAAGGAGCAGGUGUUGCAGCAGUGUCUCCAGCUGCAGAGCUUCAACCGCGAGGCGGACCAGAUAGACGCCGCCUCCGGGGCGCACGAGGCGGUGCUCAACUACAACGACUACGGGUCAUCUGUGGACGAAGCGGAGGCCUAUCUCAAACGUCAGGAGGAAGUUGAAGCCCGGCUGAGUGCUCAAGAUGAACGCGUGGCGGCCUUCGCAGCACGAGCACACGCGUUAAUAGUUGCCAAGCCACCACACUACGCGAAAGAACAUAUCCAGUCUCGCUGUGACAGCGUAGUGUCCCGGCGGGAGGCAGUCCGUCACGCUGCAGCAGCCAGGAGACGAGCGCUGCUGGCCAACCUGGCACAUCAUCAGUUCCUCGCUUCGGUGGACGAGCUGCAGACGUGGAUACAAGAUAAAACGAGGACAGCCACGGACCAGAGCUACCGAGAGCUGGCAAACCUUGAACGUAAGCUGCAGAAGCACGAGGCCUUCGAACGAGAGUUACAGGCGAAUGAGAAACAACUCAGGAAUGUUGAGAGUAUCGGUCUCUCGCUCCAGAAGUCAGACCCAGGUCAUGCUGAGGAGGUUUCCUCCAGGUUACAGUCUCUGCAGACAGCCUGGGCGGCGCUGGUGGCCGCCUCCAGGGACAAGGGCGCCAAGCUGAGGCAGGCCAGCCAGCAGAGGAUGCACAGACGUUCGGUGGAAGAUGCCAAAGCGAGGUUGGCAGAAGUGGAGCGAGCUCUGAACAGCACCGAGUUGGGUUCAGAUUUGAGAUCCUGCAAGAGACUGCUGCUACUACACCAGGCUUUGGAACAAGAGUUGAGUCAAUGCGAACAACGAGCGGAGUCCCUUGCGGCCCAGGGCUCCGACCUGGUCUCCAGCGGUCACUUCGACGGCGCGGCCAUCGAGAGAGACUCCGCCGCGCUGCUGCAGGCCGCCCGGGCGCUCCGCCCUAGAGCGGCCGAGAGGAGACAGGCGCUCGAAACUAGUCUACAACUACACAAGUUCGCUGCCGAGGUUUCAGGAGAGCUAGCUUGGGUGUCGGAGCGCCAGGCCGCCGCUUCAUCCACCACGCUGCCCGGAGAUUUGCACGCUGCGCAAGCGGCGCAGAAGAAACACGCCAAGCUGCGCGCGGAGCUCGAGGGGCGGAGGCCUAUCGUGGAGAGGGUGCUCCAGCGAGGCAAGGAGCUGGACACGCAUCCACAGGCUGGCAAGAUCAAGCAGCUGUGCCAGGAGCUUGAAGAGGCCUAUUCCUCUGUAUCAUCAGCGGCGGAGGAGCGUGCGGCCCGGCUCGAGGCGGCGCUCAAGGCCCAGCAGUUCCUGCAUGACGCAGCGGAAGUGGACUCCUGGCUGGCUGACAAGGCCGCCGCUCUGGCUUCCGGUGACGUCGGCAAUGAUAGGCAUAGAGCGACGCAACUACUCACACGGCAUAAGGCCGUAGAACUCGAAUUGGAUACAUACGCGGCUAUCAUAGCGGAAAUGGGUCACGUGGCGCAAUCCAUGGCUUCCGGUGGUCAUCCUGAGGGAGCGACGCUGGUCACCAGACAUGACCAGCUGGCAGGGAGUCUGGCUAGGCUGCAGAGACUGGCAGCUAGCAGGCAGGCCGCGCUUAUGGAGAGUGUGUGCAGACAUGAAUAUCUGGCUGAGAGCGCUGAGUUAGAGGAAUGGGUUGCGGAACAGCAAGCGGCCGCCUCAAGUGAAGACUAUGGACAGGAUUAUGAACACUUACUGAUCCUUCGGUCCAAGUUUGAAGAGCUUCGUCAUCGUGUUGAGAGUGGUGCUGAGAGGUUCAACCAGUGUGAGGAGCUUGCCAAAAAACUGGUCGCCUCAGACAGCCCAUACAUCGCUGAUAUUGAAAAGAGACAGGAAGUACUCGGCGAGUCCUGGCAGCGUCUGGUAGAACAGAUCCAGUCCCGCAGCCAGCGCCUGGCUGCUGCUGGAGAGAUACACCGCUUCCACCGCGACGCCGGGGACCUGCUGGCGCGGGCCGGGGAGCGCCGGGCCCGCCUCGCCCCGCCCCCCGCGCCCCGCGAUCUGCGCGCCGCCACCGCUCUCCUGAGGGACCACGACGCGGCGGAGAACGAUAUGGUCGCUAUAGACGCGCAGAUGCAGGUGCUCCAGGAGGAAGGGUCUCGCCUCCAGCGGUUGUGCCCCGGCGGUAAUUCCCAGCAGAUAGCGCUGAGACAGCAGGCGCUCAGUGAGGCUUGGCGGUCACUACGAGGAGCUGCAGAUCUUAGGAGGAAACUGCUGCACCAACACCUGGAAUUACAGACUUUCCUAUCCGAGGUCCGUGACGUCAUCUCGUGGUCGUCAUCCCUCCGCAGCGAGAUGUCGUCCCCAGCCGCCGCUCGCUCAGCAGCGGCUGCGCAGGCGCAGAGAGCGCACCACGACGCGCUGAGGGCGGAGAUAGACGCGCGCGACGACGGGUUCAAGGACGUACUGGCUAGGGGGCAGAGGUUACUGGAUGAGGAACAUCCCAGCUCAGCGGAGAUCGAGGAGCGUUGUCGCGCGGUAGUAGAGGAGCGUGGUCGUCUGGCUAACGCCUGGGCAGCCCGGCAGGUGGCGCUCGAUCAGCUGAUCGACUGGCACUGCUUCUUGAGAGACGCCAAACAGCUUCACGCUCUGUGUGCGGCACAAGAGGCGGCACUAGGUAGUGAAAUAUCUCCAACCAGCAGCGUGGAGGAGGUGGAACAUCAACUCAAGAAGCACGAGGCCUUCGAGAAACUACUGGCGACACAGGAUGAGAAACUAUCAACUCUGAACAGCCACGGAGACAAGCUACUGCAACAGAACCACGUGGAGAGUGAGCGGAUACAGGAGGAACUGGCCGCGGUCAAUGACCGGAGGAAAAAGCUGUAUGUGGCUGUUGGAGUCCGUCGUGGAGCCCUACUCAGGGCGCGCGCUCGAGCUCAAUUCACAAGAGACGCCGCUGAAGCCAGGAGCUGGGUUGCCGACAAAAUGGCGCAGCUGCAGCUUAUCACUGGUGAAGUGACGGACCUGGAAGACAAAAUCAAGAAGCUUCAGAGACACCAGGCGUUCACAGCUGAGCUGGCCGCGAACAGGGCGCGCCUGGACGAGGUCAAACAGCUGGCCGAACAGCUGCAACCUGAUAGGGAGGUGGCCAAGGAGCUGGAACAGCUGGAACGAGAGUGGAGGACUCUGGAGGACGCCGCGGAACAAAGAGGUCGCGGAUUAGAGGAGGCCCAGGACAUUCUGGAGUUCAACCAGCACCUGGACAAAAUAGAAGCCUGGAUACGAGAUAAGGAGUUGAUGGUUCAAGCUAAUGAGACCGGUCGUGAUUACGAGCACUGCACCGCCCUUCUACGUAAGCUGGAUGACUUAGACAGCGAUAUGAAGGUAGACGACAAACACGUCAAGAGCGUGCAGGCCUUAGCUGACAAGCUGUUGCAGCAGGGUCCGACCCAACACGCUGCCAGCGUCGCGGCCCGUCGUGACGGCGUGCUGCUCAAGUGGCGCGCGCUGACCGGCGCCCUGCAGCGGUACAGGGAGAGGCUGGCGGCAGCAUUGCAGCUACACUCCUUCAACAGGGACGUUCAAGAAACAUCAGAGCGUCUGUCCCGCAAGGCAGCAUUAUUCCGCAGCGAGGAGUGUGGCCGGGACCUCAGCGCGGCUCAUGAGUUGAAGAGGAGGCUGGAGGCAGCUGUUCGAGAGGCAGGAACUAUAAGGGACAGGAUACAACAGCUGAAGAACGACGGAGCGGCGCUGGCUAGGAGUCAUCCUGAACAGCGUGAGAUAAUUGAGUCCCAGCUGUCUCAGCUGGAUCAAGGCUGGGAGCAGCUGCAACAGCUGGCGGCCGCGCGCUCACACAUGCUGGACGACGCUAUCAAGGAACAUAAGUUUGAAGAGAACCUUAAGGAGUUGGAGGUGUGGGUAACAGAAACUGUGAAGCGUCUAGAUCGCGCUGAGCCGGACAGCGUCACAGACGCCCAGGCACAGCUGGAACACCUGCACGAGACUAAGGCGGAGAUAGACGGUCGCCAGAAAGCUAUCUCAUCUCUACAGAAAGAGGCUGAGCAGGCCCAGGAGGUGGAAAAGGUGAAACGAGUGGAGAAGCUGGCGGCUGGACUUGAUCAGGCAUGGCUUCAGAGGAAACAGUAUCUCACACAGUCCCACUCGCUACAAGUCUUGAAGGAACAGGCCCAGGCUGUCGAGGACUGGCUCGCUGGUAAAGAGGCCUUCCUGCAUAAUGAUGAUCUAGGAGAUAGUCUUGACGCUGUUGAGACACUGAUCCGUAAGCACGGAGAGUUCUCCAAACUGCUGGAAUCCCAGAUGGGUAAAGUGUUUGAGCUGGAAAAAUACGCAGAGUCUAUAUCAGAGGGACACUACAAUAGAGACUACAUAAUGAAGAGGGUAGCCGCCGUGAGGGGGAGGGCCGAUCAGCUCAAGCUGUCGUGCGUGUCCCGCGCCGAGCGCCUGCAGCAGGCCUUGCAGCUGCAGCAGCUGUUGAGAGACGUGACUCACGCGAGGGAGUGGAUCGACCUCAAGAUGCAGAUUGCCAACGACGCUAACUACAGGGAGCUGUCAAACCUGCAGAGCAAGAUACAGAAGCACGCGGCCUUCGAGUCGGAGCUGGCUGCCAACAAGAAGAGGAUCGACGACGUGGCUACGGCCGGCGAGGACCUCAUCGAGGCCAAGCACUACGCGUCCCAGGAGAUAGCGAAACACGUCGAAGACCUGGAAAACCUGUGGACUGAUCUAUUGUCCGCGUCCAAACUACGUAGAUCCCGACUGCAGGAGGCUUACCAGGCGCGCGUGUAUCUUCGUGGGUUAGACGACUUCACCGCCUGGCUUGAUGAUGUAGAAGCGCAGCUGCUCAGCGAGGAUCAUGGCAAGGAUCUAUCAUCAGUGUCGGCGUUACUGAAGCGCCACUCUCGCCUCGAAGCGGCUGUGUCGGCGAAAGCUGACACCGCGACACAACUGGCCGACACCGCCAGACAUCUGGCCGACAAUAAACACUUCAUGGCCGAUGAGAUCAUGGAGAAAGCUGAUACUGCUGUCAAAAGAUACAAACAGCUCCAAGAGCCGAUGUCUAUCAGACGAGAGAAUCUUAAGGAUGCUGAACUAUUACACCGCUGGGAGAGAGACGCACACGAGGAAAUGGCAUGGUUGAAAGAGCACGAAGCAGCUGUAUGGUCUGAGGAGGCGGGCGGGUCUCUGCCUGAGGCGCAGGCGCUGCUGAAGAAACACCAAGCGUUGGGAGCAGAGCUGGGAGCCAGAGAGGCGACUAUCUCAGCGGUGAUCAGUCGCGCCAGCGCGUUGUCUCGACGCGGGCACUUCGCCAGCGCUUUGUUGGAACAGAGGAGCCGGGAACUGCGGGCCGCGCUACGGACUAUCAGCGAACGAGCGGCUCAUAGGGAGGCUGCGCUUAAAGAACGAUGUGAUCUACUACAGCUGCUGAGUGAAAUCUGGGAGGCGGAGGCCUGGGUGGCGGAGCGCCGCGGGGCCAUCCUCGGGGCUGAGCUGGCCCGGGACGAAGACUCCGCCCUCGCCCUGGCAAGGAGGCUCGAAGCCCUACAGAGGGAACUGCAAGCCUUCCAGCCUACCAUCGCGAGGAUCGAGAAGAACUACCAGGAUCGUUCGUACGAGGACGAGCAAGUUCGCCGUAAGCUGGACGAACUCAAAGCAUCUUACGAGGAGAUGAACCUGCUGUCAGCAAAGCGCCAGCAGAGGUUGCAGCAGAGCCUGAAAUAUUUCAAGUUCGUGCAGGAGUGUGAAGAAGUGCAAGAGUGGAUCGGCGAACAGAUGACAGUUGCUGCCAGCGAGGAGUAUGGCUUGGAUGUAGAGCAUGUGGACACGCUGCAGCAGGCCUUUGACUACUUCAUGCAGCAGCUACACGCAAACGAGGGUAGGAUCGAAGCGGUUUGCGAGGCGGGGGCAGUACUUCUAGAAGAGAAUACCCCAGAAGAAGAAAGAGUGAAACAGAAGAUAGAAGAUAUUAGAGGAUUGUGGGACGAUCUGAAGGAACUGGCUCUGGCUAGGCAGGAGGCGUUGGCUGGUGCGCGUCAAGUACACGAAUUCGAUCGCAGCGCUGAAGAAACUGUCGCGUGGGUCAAUGAGAAAGAAGCAGCGCUUGCAGCGCUGUCCUCGCCAGCAGCGUCUCAGCUGCAUCAGCUUAAAGCGCUGAAAGCGGAGCUGGGCGCUAUCAGGGACCAGCACCAGAUGUUGAAAGACAGGGCUUCCAGUCUGGGUGAAGCCUUCCCCGACGCCAAGGAGCACGUGCUGUCCAAGCUGGAGGAGGUGACUGAAGCGCUGGAAGCUCUGGAGGAGAAGGCGGCCCACAGCGAGCAACAGCUGGAACUGGCCGACCAGCUUAAAGCGUACUUUGAUAAAUAUCAGGAGCUUAUGGCCUGGAACAAUGAAACCCUCGCCCGCGUGACCGCCCCUGAGUUAUCUUCUGACGUGGCGGGUGCUGCUCGCCUGCUGGCCCGGCACCAGGACCUGUCCGCUGAGAUACACGCUAAGGAUGAGAGUUUCAACACCUUCUAUGAAGACGGUGAAAAAUUAGUUCGCGAGGGUCACUUCAUGUCCCAGGAGGUUGAAACUAGGAUGUCUUCCCUAAAAACUCGUAGGGCUGCGCUGGACCACGCCUGGAGCGCCCGGAACAGAAUAUACGAGCAUCACCUGGACGCGCUCAUGUUCCUGAGGGACGCUGAUGCGCUGGACCGCUGGAUAUCUUCCAGAGUGCCUCUCGUCCGUGAUGGUAAAUACGGUGAGAGUCUCGCGCAGACUGAAGAACUGAUCAACAGGCAUCGGGAUCUGGAGGAGACUAUCGACGCGCAGAAAGAGAAGUUCCUCGCGCUCAAACGGAUCACGCUGAUCGAAAAAGCCUUUAAAGAUCAGAAGGACGAAGAGGAGGCAGCUCGCAAGCAGCACCUGGAGCGGCAGGAGGCUGAGAGGAUGCAGCUGGUGAGGAGGAGGGAGAUGGAGAGGAUCGCGGAGGAGCGGAGGAGGGAGACGGAGGAGCAGAGGGGAGCCGCUGGACAGGUGGAGCGUCAGUUAUCCAGUUCCGGUAUGAACAGCAGCCUGGCCGGUUCCGUGGAGGAGACCCUCAGUCCGGCGCCGCAGUUCGACAGACUACCGAAACCUGACGUACAUGUCAAGAGGGCUGAGAGCAUGAGUGUGGUGAAGACUCCCAAGCGCACCCCGUCUUUCACAACACGCAGACGGACCCAGAGCUUCAGACGGCACAGGAAACAUGAUGAUCUACCUCCCGUGGAAAUAGAAGGGUAUUUGGAGCGCAAGCAGGAGGCUGGUUCAGGCGGCGUGAGGGCUGCCGUGAGGAGCUGGAGGUCGUACUAUGCUGUGUUGUGCGGACAGCUGCUGUGCUUCUUCAGGGACCAGGAAGACUUCGCUAGCUCCAAGGCCGCGGCUCCGCCUGUCGCUAUACUUAAUGCUCGUUGCACGCCCGCAAGUGACUACACCAAGCGUUCGCACGUGUUCCGUCUAUCAUGCGCUGAUGGGGCGGAGUACCUAUUCUCAUGCGGCUCCCGAGACCUGCUAUCAGAAUGGGUCGCUAAGCUAGCCUUCCACGCAGCCCUGCCGCCCCAACUACAAUUAACGCCAUAUAGCGCUGAGGAAUCACCUACAGCGGAUGUUAGAAGGAGAUUGCAGCAGAACGCCUCCUCAUCUUCAUCAGCGGCUUCUUCACCAGAGCCCCAACGUCACAGGACCCAGGCGGAAAUAUUACAGGAACAUCGGACCAGCCAGAAGGAGACUCAGGCUAGUAGGGAAGAUAAGAGUCGAGUCUCUGUAGAGAGGAAUAUUGAGUCUACAGUGCUGCCAUCUCUGCCGCCCAGACAGCCGCCGCCAGUAGAUGAUGCUGCUGAUGUAGUGCUGAGGAACUCUGACCGCGAGUCCCACUCCUGGGGUCGCUCCAGAUUCUCCAACGGCAGAGACCUGAACGCUGAAUUCAUACGGUCACAGAGAGACGCCGAGGCCCCGCCCCUCCCAGUGAAGCCUCCCGUGGGGCCUGAUAGGCCUCCCUCAGGGUCCGAUAGGCCUCCCGCGCUGCCAGACAGAGACAGGGAGAAGGUGACUAGUCUCGUGAACAAUUAUCAGCGGAUGACGCGGAGCUACCAAGAAAGAGAUGAGCGACACUGGCAAGAACAGUACGGGGGAGAGACGGCAUACGGAGCCAGCAGUAGACCGUCUUCUGUCUCUGGAGGGUCCCCAGCUCUUGAUAAUAGACCGGCUUCCAGGUCUUCCGGUGAAUCUGAACUAUCUGUCGGAGGGAAAGAGAAAAAAGAUAAAAAGGGAGUUUUCGGUGGAUUAUUCAGCAGAAAGAAGAGACCGCAGAGUCACAUGUAG
Messenger RNA from Danaus chrysippus (African queen), 12249 nucleotides. The record is from the annotation of a GenBank genome assembly. NCBI's taxonomy places the organism in Eukaryota, Metazoa, Arthropoda, Insecta, Lepidoptera, Nymphalidae.